AUGGAGACAACAUUGGUUUUCUUUUCUCAGUUAAGGAUGUGUGAAUCAAAAGAAAAACCUUUUGUGGAUUUAAUGCAUAGUUCAGGAAGAGAAAGAAAAAGCGAUGAAGUUAAAAUCAGAGCUAAAGAGAAAAGAAACCGGCUAAGUCUUCUCCUGCUAAAACAAGAGUUUCAUGAAGAGACCCAUCCCUGUACAUCUGGGCACUUAGCCAAAGAUACAAGAAUUUCCCCUGAAGAGACAUUAAAAUGGGGUGAAUCAUUUGACAAACUGCUUUCCCAUAAAGGUGGACUAGAGGCCUUUACCAGAUUUCUUAAAACUGAAUUCAGUGAAGAAAACAUUGAAUUUUGGAAAGCUUGUGAAGAUUUCAAGAAAAUCAAGGAGCCACAACAAAUUAUCCAUAAAGCAAAAACAAUAUAUGAGAGAUUUAUACAAACUGAUGCUCCACAAGAGGUUAAUCUUGAUUUCCACACCAAAGAAAUUAUUACAAAGAGCAUCACACAACCUACUCUCCAUAGUUUUGAUGCUGCACAAAGCAAAGUGUAUCGGCUUAUGGAACAAGAUAGUUACACACGUUUUCUGAAAUCUGACAUCUAUUUAAAUUUGAGAGAAGGAAAACCUCAGAGACCAACAAAUCUUAGAAGACGAUCACGUUCAUUUACCUAUAAUGAAUUUCAAGACGUAAAGUCAGACGUCGCCAUUUGGUUAUAA
Messenger RNA from Elephantulus edwardii (Cape elephant shrew), 708 nucleotides. RefSeq names its product regulator of G-protein signaling 18 (gene RGS18). The transcript is spliced from 5 exons. Bases 1 to 708 code for a protein of 235 amino acids. The record is from RefSeq and is a predicted model, not a curated record. NCBI's taxonomy places the organism in Eukaryota, Metazoa, Chordata, Mammalia, Macroscelidea, Macroscelididae.